This is a messenger RNA of Columba livia (rock pigeon), 1460 nucleotides long. It is a transcript of the gene DNAJC8, whose product is annotated as DnaJ heat shock protein family (Hsp40) member C8. Bases 83 to 838 code for a protein of 251 amino acids. NCBI's taxonomy places the organism in Eukaryota, Metazoa, Chordata, Aves, Columbiformes, Columbidae. The transcript has 9 exons. The record is from RefSeq and is a predicted model, not a curated record. Gene Ontology annotation, cellular component: nucleus.
AGGCCGGGGGGGCGGGGCUUGUUGCUACGUCGCGCGGCUACGUGCUCACGCAAACUUGCGCGGCGUCACGUGGGUGCUGGCGAUGGCGGCGGCGGCGGGGGAUCCUGGGGCGGGGGGCGCCGCCGAGGAGGCGUUUCUCACCUUUUACAGCGAGGUAAAGCAAAUUGAGAAACGAGAUUCUGUCUUAACAUCCAAAAACCAAAUCGACAGGCUGACCCGACCUGGAUCUUCCUAUUUCAACUUGAACCCUUUUGAGGUGCUGCAGGUGGAUCCUGAAGCCACAGAUGAAGAGAUAAAGAAAAGAUUCCGGCAGUUGUCAAUUUUGGUGCAUCCAGACAAAAAUCAAGAUGAUGCAGACAGAGCCCAGAAGGCAUUUGAAGCCGUAGAUAAAGCGUACAAGUUGCUGCUGGAUCAGGAGCAAAAGAAGAGGGCCUUGGAUGUGAUACAGGCAGGAAAAGAAUACGUGGAACACACGGUGAAAGAAAAAAAGAAGCAGUUGAAGAAGGACGGAAAACCUCCCACUGUAGAAGAGGAUGAUCCUGAAGUUUUCAAACAAGCCGUAUACAAGCAGACAAUGAAGCUCUUUGCUGAACUGGAAAUUAAGAGGAAAGAAAGAGAAGCUAAAGAAAUGCACGAAAGGAAGCGGCAGAGGGAAGAGGAAAUUGAGGCACAAGAGAAAGCCAAACGAGAGCGAGAAUGGCAGAAGAACUUUGAGGAAAGUCGGGAUGGCCGUGUGGACAGCUGGAGGAAUUUCCAGGCCAAUACAAAGGGGAAGAAAGAAAAGAAAAACAGGACCUUCCUGAGACCUCCCAAAGUAAAAAUGGAGCAGCGCGAAUGAUCCGGGCGGCACUGCCCAAGUGCGGCUCCUCAGUCCCCUCCCUGCUUUUAAGGACUCAUUGGCACCUAGAGUAAGAAUUGCUUUUUCGUAGACUGUUUGUUUCCAGUACGAUUAAUUAAUUGGUCAAAGUAUUUUUUGUACUCUGUCCCUUUGAACUAGGGCCAUAGUAUGAACGCGGCCAGGAACCCGCUACACGUAGAGCACUUGGCCGUUAUCGCUGUCCUGUCUGUCUGCUGCCCCGUAACUCGGUGUUUUGUACCUCACAGAGAUUGUGCUGUUUCCACUUCCAUUUGUAGCCUGAGAGCUGAACAGAAUAUCAGAGGUGGAUCUGUACCUUGCUGGGCAUUGUCUUUCUUGGCGCGUUCAGCUUCAGAAAGCUCUGAACUCACUGGGAACAUGCUUCCAGCACGGUGCAGUGCAGCCAGAAGUCCUCACUGCUCUGAGUGGUGCUUGGAAGGACCUUCCCUGAGCCCUGAUUUCCAAACGAACCCCCAGCUCUCAGGCUUAGCCUUCUGUUAAUCUCAGACCAGCUGGUCACUUCCUGUAAGGAAAAAGAUCACUUCUCUUGAUUCAUAGUUAAGUUGCGAUGGUCUGUAUGUAAAAUAAAUUUUUACCCAAGUUA